AAUAAUCUUUUAUAUACUCCCUUAUAUAUUUAUCUUAUAUAUUUAUUUACGUUAUUCAAAGUUUUUACUCCAUAACAGAUAGAGGUUAAUGUUACAUGUAAAAAAUUAUUUGUAAGACAUAUCUGAGUUUCCAUGUGCUAUACUUGUGACUCAAUUUUUAAUGAAGUUUGUUCUUUCUAACUGAACUUUUUACUUGAUUCAUCUUUCUUCUUUUUUUCGUCGUGUUGAAAAAAAAAAGAAGACAGAUGAAUGACAAAAAAUUCAACAACAGUUCUGUUAAGAUAUGUUUGGUUAGUUUGGUCGGUUUCUAUUAUAGUUGUAUUUGUGAUUUAGAAACAGGGUAGAAAAUGUCAGAACCUGAGGAAAGUUUAGCAGCGCCCGAUAGUACCACAAGGGAACAGCGGGUUGGCUUUUCCCAUGGAGAUGAUGUUCUUCAACAUAGAGAUGGCAAAUAUUACCUUGGUACAGUUGUCGAGGUGGACUUGGCAAGGGAGAGAUGUCUUGUCAAAUUUCUGGACAACACAUCUUCCUGGUCGUCGUUUAAAGAGCUGACCAAAUUGGCUAUGCCAGACUCGGAUGUUAUGUGUGUUCUUUGCAAAAAAUCUCAGCCUAAGACUGACAAUGACAUUAUUGUCUGCGACAAAUGUGGCCGUGGCUAUCACCAGAUGUGUCAUCAGCCUGAAAUACCAAAAUCGGAGCCAGGUAAAGAUAUUCACUGGAUAUGUAAAAGAUGCAUAGACAGCCAGCCACGUACACGUGAAUCUUGCGAACCAAAAAAUUCUAUGGUGAAAGCAAGCAUCAGGAAAGUUUGCAGCGGUAGGGACCAACCUCAACCACCACCAGAUGAUAUGACAAAAUUGCCAUAUGAUCCUGAUAUGCUAAAUUGGGAUGCACAUCACAGAGUAAACGCUGAACAAAUUUAUUGUUAUUGUGGACUUAAUGGUGAAUGGUAUGCACAGAUGUUACAAUGCGGUCGUUGUAAGCAAUGGUUUCAUGAAAAGUGCAUCAGGUGCUUGACUUAUCCUUUGUACAGUGGAGAUAGAUUUUAUGUAUUUGUUUGUUCAAUGUGCAAUCAUGGAAAAGAAUUUGUUCGGCGUUUAGAAAUGAAGUGGGUAGAUCUGGUGCACCUGAUGUUGUACAAUCUGACUGUUUAUAAUGCUAAAAAAUAUUACGAUUUGGACACUGUUAUUAUACCUUAUGCAAAUGACAACUGGUUGACCCUACAGCUUCCACCAAGAAUCAAAGAUGUCACUGCUGAAGUACGCAGACAAUCAAUAUUAGCAGUCUUGACAAACAAUAGAAGCAGGUUCAAAUGUGGUAAAGAGAUAAAGAAGCGUACUACAAUAUGGGGCCUCCGUGUCAGACUGCCACCACCUUCUCCAUUUGUCAAUCUUCCUGCGUCCGGUGAAAUAGAUGACUCUGUAUUACGUAGAUGUUGGGCUGCUAAUAAAAGACUGCAAUAUCUUCCUCCACCAACAGGUCCGGUGAGUUUACCAGAAAGUACAAAACAAUUGAUUGCAUUGAAGCAAAAGACGGCUGAAGAUAUAGAAAUUCCUGUAAGUCCUACACAUCUAGUAAUGCGAGGUACACUUUAUCAAAAUUCAGAAGCAGAACAAAGUUCGUGUCCAAGUCCACCUCUAUUAACGGAAUCCAGUCCAUCAAUAGAAUCUUUAAGAAACAGAUAUUGCAAUAUAGGUGGCGGUUUUGUAAAAAAGUCAUUCCCAUUUCCUAAGUUGAGUGUACAAAAAAGAAUUCGACGUCUGUUAGCGCUAGGCAAUUCACGGAAAAGAAUGUUACGCAAGCAAAAGAAAAGAGAAAAGGCAUGUGGAGAUAGCACCAAGGAAAAAUCACUAGAAGACCGAGAAGCAAGAUACAGAAAAGCAAGAAUAUUACUGAAAAAUGCCAUUGCCAAGGUUAAAGAAAGAAAGUGCAAACCACAGAGUUCGGAAGCAUCCGAUUUACCCCCGACACCUCCAACUUCCGUUUCUGGACCUCCGACACCACCAGCUGCAACAUCAGGCAUGUCCGAAUUGUCCGUACCUAGUUCCGUAGAUUUGAUGCAUCCUCUACCACCCUCAACGCCUGCGGACACAAGCGGAGACGAGACCAGCUCAAGAGGAACUCUCGAUUCUUUUAUUCCGCCACCCAAAGAUUUUGAAGGAAAAAAUAAUCCAUUCAGUGAUCUGGUGGGCACGCCCUGUAGUCUUAAUCAAGCAAAUUCGAGUACGCCGUUACCUUAUAAUCAGUGUCCCAUCACCUUGCCUCUACCACUAACACCUGUGAUCUCGCAACCGCCGGUGGUGCGUCCAGCCAAGAGACAGCUAUCGGAAAAGGAUAUUAUCGUUGACAGAAACGGUCAAGUAAAACGUAGAAGGCAACAUCGACGAGGACGUCCACCUACACAGCAAGUCCAGCAACAAUUUCAGCAUACCGCCAGCAAGACAGCGGCUAUUCUACCGGCUCGUAUUAAUGAAGUUAAAAGUGAAUUUGCCAGGAAUUUAAGAAGUUCAUUUAAUGGUGCCUCGAGCAGUGCGAAUAGUCAAAUUGGAAAUUGUGUGGAUUAUGCCUUAAAUGGUAGGAGGUUAAGACAGCGACAAAGUAACGAUAAAUUACCUCCUCCCGAUCCGCAACCGCAAAGAAAAAGCAGCAUGUCUUCAUCUCCAAAGUGUUCGCCUGUAAAGCAAAGUGCGCCCGACAUAUCUCUGGAUGACUUGAAAUCAUCGGUGAAUAUUUACUUCGGUGCAGCUAAUAGAAUAGCUGCUGGUGAAAAGUUUAUCAUCAGAGCGAAGAGGAUAGGACCAAACGGUCAAUCACAAUACCUCAUCGAAUGGGAAGGACUCAAUACUUAACGGUAAAUAAUCCGCUUACUACGAAUAUAUUGCAAUCGUAUAUAAAUUUUAAGUUAAAACCAAGCGUAAGAUGGCGAUCACCUUGUCGGCAUCUUAUAAUCAAUUCUCUCAAUUUGCUUUUACAGCAAAAUGAUUGUGAUCGAUUGUUUUGCGUUACAUGCACUGCCACUUGUUACGUACAUUUCAUUAAAAUGUAUGUAUUUAUCGGCGUAGAAUAUGUGAAUGUUCUUGUAAACGUAAAUCUCUUAUUUUAUCGAAUUAUUAAUUUUAAUUAAUUAAAAUCAGUCGAAUUUUUUAAUCGGUUUUACGAAAAAUUUUUAUGCCCGAUAGAUAUCAUUGUUGAUUUUACACCGCAUGCAAAAUAAUGGACGAGAUUUUUUAAUUCAUUAAUUAAUCCAUCGCAUGAAGCACAAAUACAGCAAAGAAUUCUUUUAUUCAUUAAUGAAAUAAAUCGAUGUGUUCUUAUUUACAGCACUGAAAUCAUCACAUAUCCAUCAAAUCCAUCGACUCAUUUUGCCGAUGGACUGAUGAACUUUUCUGAUUGUAUAUUUCCUAAUCUAAAAUAUUAAUUAUUGUUACCGGUAUUGUGUAUAAUUAUUUUGAUACACAUAGAAACAAUACAAUAUUAUAAUUUGACUUAAAAAACGUAUAAAGAGAUGAAUCUUCUGAAUCUUCUUAUGAUAUUUCAUUUUUAAUUAUUUUCAAUCAAUAAUAAUGACAGAUUGUUAUUAAUUAAACACAUAUGUAAAACAUAGAAAUUGAUUUAUUAAAAAUAGCCAUUGGGAUAUAGAUUUUGAAGAAAUGAUUUGAAAU
This is a messenger RNA of Pogonomyrmex barbatus (red harvester ant), 3662 nucleotides long. It is a transcript of the gene Pcl, whose product is annotated as polycomb protein Pcl. Gene Ontology annotation, cellular component: nucleus. Gene Ontology annotation, biological process: negative regulation of gene expression, epigenetic. Gene Ontology annotation, molecular function: chromatin binding; DNA binding. Lineage: Eukaryota; Metazoa; Arthropoda; Insecta; Hymenoptera; Formicidae. The record is from RefSeq and is a predicted model, not a curated record.